GAUUACCAUAACGAGAACACAUCUAUUUGAUUAAAGGCGUUGAAUAAAAGUUGAUGAUUUUCGUUCGCAGUUUUAUUGAUUAUUAAGUUUUCAGCUUCGACAAAAGAGAUAUUAGCAACAUGAAGAGCUUUAUUACUUUCCUUCAAUUUUUGACAUUAUAUGCUUUCAUUCAUGGAAUCGAUGGAGCUCCUCGACCUGAUGUUUUGAUUCCUGGCUCUGAAUUGGUUAAAGUCUGUGAGGCAGCUCAGGACAAGCUCAAGACCAAUUGGAAUGUGCAAGAAAUAAGGAAAUUUGUAACUGACCAAUUCAACCAGUAUUUUACCAAAAAGGGACUUUUUAGGAAAGAGAAACCGGAACUCGAACAAGAGGGCAUGAUCAAUCUUAAUAUUGAAAAGUUCUUCACUGUCAUGACGGGUUUAAUCGGUAGCUCAUCUUGUCCUCAUAAGCGAAAAUUCACUGACUGUUCAAGUUUAGGAAUCCCAGAGCAAGUCAAUAUUCUGGAUCAAUCACAAUUAGAUUCAAUCGUAUACAAUUUACGUUACAUUGGAUAAUUUAUAGAGGAUAAUAUUUACCUGAACAAACCAAUAAAACCAAAUGCAAAUAUAAAGAUGAGCUGAAACUAACUGUUGAUCAAAAAUUUUCAUGCGACUAACUGUAAUUGACUUUUAUUUUUCCUUGAAGUCCUUAAACAAUAAAAUAAAUUCUGAUUAAU
Tetranychus urticae (two-spotted spider mite) is the source of this 712-nucleotide messenger RNA. RefSeq lists its product as uncharacterized. Lineage: Eukaryota; Metazoa; Arthropoda; Arachnida; Trombidiformes; Tetranychidae. The record is from RefSeq and is a predicted model, not a curated record.